GAAUUGUCACGGUGCACUUCAGGUGGAUUUACUGACUUUUCAAAAUUCUUGUUUUUGUUGUUGUUUAUCCCAACUUUAAAGAUGAUUUAUUUCAAAGUUAAGCCACCAGUGAGGAAAUUGUACAGAGUGCUUUUCGGUGAUUAAAAAUGUAAAACUAUAGAUGGACGUUUCCCCAGAGAGUACCUGCCCUAAACCCUUUCCUCCUUUUUACACUUUUCGGUUUUAUAGUCAAAGGAGCUUAUUUGAUUCCUUGACGUCUUCUCCUUUUAAAUAAUUAGUUUAUAUUUUUAGUACACCGUUUUUUCGGUUUUAUAGUCAAAGGAGCUUAUUUGAUUCCUUGACGUCUUCUCCUUUUAAAUAAUUAGUUUAUAUUUUUAGUAAACCGUUUGAUAACUCCAUGGCUGAGUGUCCUAAUGCUCAACAGAUGCCCAAAUCCGUCCUUAAUUCUAAGCGGGCACAAACACAAAGAGUGCAUGAUAACUGAUCUGGACUAGGCGCUCUCCGAGUGAUCCCAUGUGUUUACUUACUGAUCAGCAUGAAGAUGACAACACAUCAAAUCUGAAUCCUAAUUAUAAUUAAAUUAUGAUUAAAAAGAACACAAAACUGUAAAGAAAAAUCUGUCACCUCAAGAUUUGUUUUAUUUUUUAUUAUGGAUUGUUGUGUGGACAAGAUUUUGUAUUCAAGCUACUGCAGGGGCACUAUCCAUUGUGUCUCUCCAUUGAUCAUUCCUAAUUUGUAAACAAGGAACCUCAUCGAUUGCCUUCUAUUGCUGAACUAGGAGCACAAAGCUGUCAUCUUCUGAAUGUGCCAACACUUCAUCCUUUCAUACAUAUCCCUGUAAACUGUGACUUGACUUCCUGAUGCUCCCAAGACUCCUGGUAACUCUUUUGGAUAUCUUAGCCCAGUGAUGCUCCAGACAAGUAAUUAUUCUUUGGUGCUGCUGGUGCAGUUCCUUCUGCUGGUGUAUGACCUUUUCGUGAACUCUUUCUCCGAGCUGCUGAGAUCUGCCCCUGUCGUGCAGCUUGUGCUUUUCAUCAUCCAGGAUAUUGCCAUUCUCUUCAAUGUGAUCAUCAUUCUUUUGAUGUUCUUCAACACUUUUGUGUUCCAAGUUGGACUAGUCAGUUUGCUUCUUCAUCGCUUCAAAGGGACAAUCAUUGUGUCGGUGCUGUAUCUGGGACUCAGCAUCUCUUUUCAUGUGUGGGUGAUGAACCUGCGCUGGUUAAAUUCAAACAGCUUUGUGUGGACAGAUGGACUACAAGCCCUGUUUGUGUUUCAACGCCUGGCGGCUGUGCUUUAUUAUUACUUUUACAAGCGCACAGCAGAAUGCCUUGGGGACACCCGUCUCUAUGAAGAUUCAGCAUGGUUGCGCAGUGCCUUCUCCCGUAUCAGACAAUAAGGUCAGAAUGACUUCUUUGUGACAUGUACGAGAAAACCAGACACAAAAUGACUGAAAAUUGUGGCAAACAUGAGAGGACAUUGGAGUAAGACAAGAGAAACCAAAAACAGCCAAGAUAUUUGUUGUUUUGGGGGCAUUCAAGGACCAAUGAUGACCAGAAUGAAUUUGCAAUGCAAUAUCCCUGUGAGUCCAAUAUACAGAAGACUUAAAAUAACUAUAUUUUGCAUUGUGAGGAGUUUGGAGAUUGUGAAGACCUAAGGCUAAGUGUCAGGAAUCUCAUGAGACUAUAACACCACAGAUUUUGUUACUAAUUUUACUCUGUUGCACUUGAAUUGUCAUCUGAUGUAAACAACAGGACUUUCUAUAAUGUAACCUAAAAAUAUACUAUUUUGAAUCAGAAUUUAACAGGGUCCCUAAUAAUUUUUGUCGCUUAUGUUCAUUAUGUAAUAUAUUAAUUGGACUGACUACUACCCCAGUAGUUUUUUCCCCUUUUAUUGAUGUAUUGUGACUUUUUUUUACUUCAAAUGUUAACUCAUGUAUGCAUGUUUUUGUAUUUAAAAUUGAAUUAUUUUUUUACUUUUUUAUAAAGUGACAUAUUUUUAAAUGUUAUUUUCCUUUUUAAUACGUAUUUGUGAAUUUAUACAAAUAGUCAAAAAACUGCAGUUUGCAUACUGCACUGUAAAUACUACAAAUUAAAUAAUGUGAAUAAUCA
This is a messenger RNA of Erpetoichthys calabaricus (reedfish), 2108 nucleotides long. It is a transcript of the gene tmem138, whose product is annotated as transmembrane protein 138. The transcript has 6 exons. Gene Ontology annotation, cellular component: cilium. Bases 908 to 1396 code for a protein of 162 amino acids. Lineage: Eukaryota; Metazoa; Chordata; Cladistia; Polypteriformes; Polypteridae. The record is from RefSeq and is a predicted model, not a curated record.